AUGUUAGCCAUCAUUCAUGCGUUACGUACUUGGCGAUGUUUCAUCGAUGGUAGACCAUAUACCGUUUUCUCCGACCACAAUCCUUUGACGUAUUUCAGAGCCCAAAAGAAACCAACGCUUCUAUUCUUACACGAUGGAUUGGAGAAAUCGAGCUGUAUUCACCUGACAUACAAUACAAACCAGAAGGAGAAUGCAUACCUGAUCUAUUGUCAAGGCGUGAUGGACCGGCUUGCCACAGCUGAUGAAAUCCAUCCAUGGAGCUCAGAAUACUUGUAUAUUGGCUGA
This is a messenger RNA of Lichtheimia ornata, 285 nucleotides long. RefSeq lists its product as uncharacterized. The transcript has a single exon. The coding region runs from base 1 to 285 and encodes 94 amino acids. The record is from RefSeq and is a predicted model, not a curated record. NCBI's taxonomy places the organism in Eukaryota, Fungi, Mucoromycota, Mucoromycetes, Mucorales, Lichtheimiaceae.